Messenger RNA from Sphaeroforma arctica JP610, 143 nucleotides. RefSeq lists its product as hypothetical. The record is from RefSeq and is a predicted model, not a curated record. The annotation marks the transcript as partial. The transcript has 2 exons. Lineage: Eukaryota; Ichthyosporea; Ichthyophonida.
UGGAGCAGAUGGCAGCCGUGCAGGACUAUGCGUUCUCAGUGGACGGAGCCAUUGCGCGUAAGCUGCGCCACUUCGACGGCACACGUCUGUUCCACUACGACCAACAGGAUGGCAGAGAUUUUUAUCAUCAGAAGAACACAUAG